This is a messenger RNA of Strongylocentrotus purpuratus (purple sea urchin), 945 nucleotides long. Its product is annotated as muscarinic acetylcholine receptor M3-like. The coding region runs from base 1 to 945 and encodes 314 amino acids. Gene Ontology annotation, biological process: adenylate cyclase-activating adrenergic receptor signaling pathway. Gene Ontology annotation, molecular function: dopamine neurotransmitter receptor activity, coupled via Gi/Go; G protein-coupled receptor activity. The transcript has a single exon. Gene Ontology annotation, cellular component: membrane. The record is from RefSeq and is a predicted model, not a curated record. Lineage: Eukaryota; Metazoa; Echinodermata; Echinoidea; Camarodonta; Strongylocentrotidae.
AUGGCCGAUAUUUCUAAUAGCACGCAGUCCUACUCAGCGGACAUGUUUUGGACUGACAUCCAGAAUGCAAGUGAAUACUUGAAUGUAACAACUCAUUCUUUGGAUCCCUCUGGAACAACUCCACGUAGUCUGAAGAGUCUCAUCUUCAUCGCUGUCUUUUUCACGCUCAUUGUACUUGCCAACAUCAUCAGUCUUGGCGCAUUCUUAGUAGAAAAACGUCUCCGUACCUACAACAAUUACUUUAUCAUAAAUCUCACCAUAUUGGAUCUGCUGAUUGGCAUUGGACUGGGAAUUGACAUAGAGCACUGGUACAUCUACCGAUACCCGUUUUCUCAAAAUGCCUGUAAGGUCAUAACUGGGAUCUUCAGCGGACUCGUCAAUGCUUCUAACAUCAAUGUGGUUGUGAUAUGUGCCGAUCGACAUCAAGCGGUCUAUGAUCCCAUCAAUCAUUUUAUCUCUCGAUCAAAGCGCAAGGCUAUCAUCAUCAACUCUCUGCCAUGGGUGAUUGGACUCUCGUUCUGGAUUGGGUACGUUACAGUGUGGGAGUUCGUCGUCGAUCACGACAACGGAUCCCAAUGUACUCAGCGGUUCCUCCUCAGUCCGUUGACGAAUAUGAUCCAAAAUAGUGUCUUGUUCUACUUGCCUUUGGCCAUCAUCGUCGUUCUCUAUGUCAGAAUCUUUAUCAAGAUUCGGAAGACGGUUGGAAGACGGAACAACAAGAAGUCAACUGGUUUAACGAAACUCAACCUUUCCACCGCCAAGGAUAAUGAGAUGACGAGCGUAAGCGUUUCAUCGACAUCGCAUACAGGUUCAUUUAGUGACAUUCCAGAGACAGGGAGCAGAGAUGACACCAUGAUAUCAUCAUCUUCAUCACGUAAUGAGACCAAGGUCGGAAAUAUUGGCCAAGAAAUAUCGGUACGUAAACACAGAAUUUGCCUCUUAUAA